UUGCCGUGGAAGCUGCACGAUGAAAAAUGGCUGGAUUAGCUUGCUGUGGAAGCUUCAUACAAACACGGAGGAGCGAACUUGUAUUUAUUGGCCCACGCGGGCGGCCCAAAUCCCAAUCCCACUCGAUGAAACGCCUCCAGCUCCAGCCCACCUCGGCGUCGCCGGCGCCGGCGCUGGAGGACGACGACCUUCUGGCGGAGUUCCUCCUCCGUCUCCCACCGCAGCCCUCGACGCUCCCGCGCGUGGGCCUCGUGUGCAAGCGCUGGCGCCGCCUCGUCACCGACCCGCGGUUCGUCCGCCGAUUCCGCGCGUUCCACCGCCGGACGCCUCCGCUCCACGGCUUCAUCAUGCGCAGCGGCCUCUUCUUCCCUACCCAGGAGCCGCCGGACCGGCUCCCGCCCUCCCGCUUCUGGCGGGACCGGUGGUGCGGCGAGCCCGACUUCCAAUACCACUGGGGAGUACACUGCUGCCGCCACGGGCUCGUCCUCUGCUGCCGAGGCGGCGAGGAGGAGUUCGCCAGCGAGUUCAUAGUGGUCGACCCCGUGACCACCGGGCACCGGAGCCGCCGCCGCGUCGGCAUCCUACAGCACGAGGGAGCGUACCUCGUCGCCUCGACGGUGGUCUCUGUCGCGGGCGGCGGCGCCGACCGCCGCGCGUUCCUCGUCGUCGCGCUGCUCGCCCAUGACUACGAGACUAGACUGACCGCCUCCGUUUACUCGUCGGAGUCAGGCGCCUGGGCCAGUUCCGAUUCCGACGCCGCCGUGGUUCCUCCGUCUCCUGUGAUCCCGCUGCUUCAACCUAGCAGCCUUGUCGGCAACGCCAUCUACUGGUUUCUCUUCGACGGCGAGAUCGUCCGCUUCGAUCUGGGAAGACGGAGGCUCUCCAUGAUCGAGCAACGGCCGCGUCCGCCGGACGUGCCUCCAGGCCGACCAGACGUGCAGGUGCCGUGGAUCAAUCUGGAUUUCAGGUCUUGGAUCCUGCCGGCAGCUGGCGACGGCGAUGGCCAUGGCCGCCGCUUUUGUCUGGCCGUUUUGUCUCGGCGUAGCAUCGAGUUCUGGGAGAGGGAGGCAGAGCUUAGCGACGACGACGACGACGACGACGAUGCUGCUGCUGCGAAGAAAUGGGUGCUGUGCAGGACAGUUCAGCUGGAGAAGGUUCUUCCAGUGAAGUUGGAGGAGCAUGCGCAGACGACGAUGCUGCUGCCACUGCCAUUACCACUAGGGAUAAGCGGGUUCGACGAGGAGAGCAAUGCCAUCUUUGUAUGGACAGAUGAUGGUGUCUUCAUGAGCGACAUCGAGUCGACGACGACGAUGCAGUUCAAGAAAGUGUUGGACAGACAAAUCACCCGAUGUUAUCUUCAUCCCUACUCAAGCGUUUGAUUUGAGAGUUGCAGGUUACGGACAGAUGAUGGUGUCUCUUGCGAUUGCGGUUCACACGUACGUCAGAGAGUGUGCAAUCUUUUCUAUAAAUAAGAGCAACUCCAACCAUUAUGCAAAUGGACUUGGCAUUUACCAAAA
This is a messenger RNA of Sorghum bicolor (sorghum), 1517 nucleotides long. RefSeq lists its product as uncharacterized. Lineage: Eukaryota; Viridiplantae; Streptophyta; Magnoliopsida; Poales; Poaceae. The transcript has a single exon. The record is from RefSeq and is a predicted model, not a curated record. The coding region runs from base 27 to 1379 and encodes 450 amino acids. Gene Ontology annotation, molecular function: protein binding.